Molecule: messenger RNA, 846 nt
Organism: Eurytemora carolleeae
Lineage: Eukaryota; Metazoa; Arthropoda; Copepoda; Calanoida; Temoridae
Product: histamine H1 receptor
Exons: 10
Coding region: 10-846 (278 amino acids)
Biological process (GO): regulation of vascular permeability; chemical synaptic transmission; G protein-coupled receptor signaling pathway, coupled to cyclic nucleotide second messenger
Cellular component (GO): membrane; dendrite
Molecular function (GO): G protein-coupled serotonin receptor activity; neurotransmitter receptor activity; histamine receptor activity
Source: RefSeq, a predicted model, not a curated record
UCUGAGAAUAUGUUUUCCAACACUAGCAGUAAAGAAUCAGGGAUAUCUUUUUAUCUAAACCUUUACCAGAAUGCUGGGUAUGGAAGAUGGGUGGUCGGAUUGGUCCUCUAUAUUAUUAGUUUUCUAACAACUGUUGGAAACGGCCUUGUACUUCAUGCUAUACGCACAGAGAGGCGUCUACAGACGGUGUCAAAUAUGUUUAUCAUGAGUCUGGCGAUUGCAGAUCUUAUUGUAGGAACGGAGCAUAAAAACAUUAUUUCUGGCCUUAUUGUUAUUCCUAUCAGUGCAACGGCUUUCAUCUUAGGUCCAGAAUGGCAUUUCGGUCGAGCAGUGUGUCAAGUUUUCCUUUCCAUAGACUAUACAGCCUCAACAGCCUCUAUAUUCAACCUUUUUAUCCUCUCCUUAGACAGGUAUUGGAGCAUAACAUCACCACUUAGAUACCUUAGACAAAGAACAAAAAAGCGUGCAUUGAUCAUGAUAGGGUUGGCGUGGCUGGGUUCAGCAACUUGGUUUGUUCCUGUUCUGGGCUGGCAUCAUUUCCUCUACAGCGGAACUAGACAAACAGAGGAAAACGAAUGUGAAACUGAAUUUGUUGGUUCUGUUCCGUUUAAAGUUCUGUCCGCCAUCUUUAAUUUCCAUAUCCCUACAGUAUGCAUGGUGGUUCUAUAUGUCAGAAUAUUCCUGGCUAUUAAGCGAAGAUCGGUAGAUAUUGCUCAGAUUGCCAUGCAGGGUAAUUCACCAGGAGAGCAGAUUCCAGGGAUGAACGAUGAGGAUUCAUAUACUGAAGCUCAAGUAGAAGGACAAGGUUCAGGUGGGUUCAAAAUGGUUAAAAUGGUACCGUUGUGA